GAAUAACACCAAUACCAAUGCCUGAUGAUAUUUAUAUGUUUUUGCAAGUUAAAAGAGAACGGUGGUUUGUAAACCAGGAGUACUGAAUCUUCUUAAAUGGAAGAUUUGGGAUAGCUCUCAUCCCAUUCCGAGCAAAGAGGAGCUUGAUUGGGUACUUCCUGUAAAGUCAAAUAUGGAUAAAAUCAAACAUCCUCCUGUAGACAAAAUACAGGUCACAUGGAUUGGCCAUGCCACAAUGCUUGUUCAGAUGGAGGACAUGACAAUUCUUACUGACCCCGUUCUGGACUCAUUUUGCGGACCGAUCUGGCCCUUUGGCUACAAGAGACACAGAAACGCUUCCUGCCAGGUUAAGGACAUUGAAAAGCUUGAUGCUGUCAUCAUCAGCCACAACCACUAUGACCAUCUGGAGGCCAAGGCAGUGAGAGAAAUCAAUGCAAAAUUUAAGGAUGUGCAUUGGUUUGUUGCUGGCGGAACCAAGGCAUGGUUCCUAGCUAUGGACGUUGAGGAUAAAAAUUUGACUGAACUAGACUGGUGGCAUGGAGUGGAAUUCAAUGGGGUGAAAUUCAUUUGUACGCCAAGUCAGCACUGGUGCCAGAGGAGUAUAUUUGACUUUAAUACGUGCCUCUGGUGUAGUUGGGUGGUGAAAGGUCCAAGGCAUUCCUUCUACUUUGCAGGUGACACUGGAUACUAUGAAGAUCUUUUCAAAAAGAUUGGAGAGACGUACGGACCAUUUGAUUUGGCUGGAAUACCCAUUGGGGCUUACACACCAAGGUUCAUUACAAAGUAUCGGCAUGUUAAUCCAGAGGAAGCUGUCAAAAUCCAUGUAGACAUUCGGAGUAAAAUGUCGAUUGGUAUAGAAUGGGGAACUUUUCACCUUACAAAUGAGCAUUAUCUGGAGCCCCCUCACAGACUAAAGAAAGCUAUGGAAGACCGCGUUUUAAACCCGAGCAACUUUGUCUGUCUGAAUAUCGGAGAAACGUGGGAUGUUGGAGACCCCAGGGAGGAGCCUCAGUUCAUGAAGGAAAAGGGGUUCCUCUGUCGAUCGCCAUUGGCGCCAAAUGGCGCUAAUUUUUUUUAAGUGGCUCCAAUUUUUUUAAAGUGGCGAAUUUCAAAAAAUCGGUAAAAUCCUAUCCGAAAAUGUACUGCGAGUCGAAAAGCACGCGACCGAGCAUAAUCACGGAAGCGUGAAAGUGUUACAGUCGGUGUUUUUACUGCUAUUGUCAAGUUUUAUGGGGGUUAUUAUCGGAUUAACGGUUCUUUUAUGAUAAAGAACACUCAAUUAUGUAACACUUAGGACAAACUGGCACAAAGAUCAAUGAUUAUAACGGUAUAUAAGGCGGUGUUAAUUUAAAUUGAGAUGUUUGUCGUUCAGAUGUGUAUCAUUUUUUCCCUUUCAGUUUAUGUGCAUCAUAUUUGCCAAAUGACCAAAUGUAACUGUUAAACAAUUAAAUUUAGAUGUUUUAUUUUCUGAAAUGUAACUGUUUAACAAUUAAAUUGAGAGGCUUUAUUUAUUGAUGUUUGAAUUUUUUUCCGUUCCAGAUGAUGUACAUUUGUG
Messenger RNA from Dreissena polymorpha, 1555 nucleotides. Its product is annotated as N-acyl-phosphatidylethanolamine-hydrolyzing phospholipase D-like. Gene Ontology annotation, molecular function: N-acylphosphatidylethanolamine-specific phospholipase D activity; zinc ion binding. The record is from RefSeq and is a predicted model, not a curated record. NCBI's taxonomy places the organism in Eukaryota, Metazoa, Mollusca, Bivalvia, Myida, Dreissenidae. The transcript has 5 exons. Bases 173 to 1078 code for a protein of 301 amino acids. Gene Ontology annotation, cellular component: cytoplasm.